AUGUGGAAAACUUCACAAUCGACUGUGACGACGACAAGCCCGGUACCCUCCAUCCCUCCCAAGAAGGUGUCGCGAGAAUUGUCUUCUCUAGCCUCUCUCUCCUUCGUUUCUUCUGAUGACGACAGCUAUGAAACGGACUUAGACUUCGACGAAGAAGUGUUGCUAAAUCCACAUCGGGGUGACGAUGACCUGACGGGAAAAUCUAAAUAUAUCAAGAUGUGUGAUGACCUCGGCGUGACCCCGAUUUCCUCCUUCUUGGACAGCUUGCAGAAGAAGGCCAUCAGCCUUCGCUUUUACGGUUUAGGACUAGCUAGUGCCAAAGCUAUUUCCGCUCCACUAGAGAGAAAUACGAUUAUAGAAAAGCUGAAUCUUGAAGGAAACGGGAUCGAACACGAAGGAGCAAAAUUUCUUGCCCGCAUUUUGAAGGAGAAUCUAUACAUAACAGAGCUGGUGUUGACAGAAAACAAACUUGGAAAUGCCGGAGCAAAAGCUAUUUGUGACCUGCUCGUCCACAACCGAUGCAUUACUAAGCUGGAUCUCUCAGGUUUAGUCAACCCAGCAUUGAAGCAUCUUAGACUGGCUCACAACAGCUUUGAAGAAAUCGGAGCAAGGUGCUUUAAGGAAGCCCUGUGUGAAAACGAAUCGCUUGAGCUUCUAGACCUCAACUGGAAUCACUUCAGUUCGCGAGGAGCCGCCAUGUUGGCUGAAGGACUUGAGGAAAAUGUGGGCUUGAAGUGUUUCUCCAUGGCCAUGGCGGGGCUCGGGUUCCAGGGUGGGCAACACGUGGGCGAGGUAUUCCGACACAACCGCACCCUCCUGGAGCUGGAUGUCAGUUAUUGCCGUAUUUCCGCGGACGGCAUCCCCCACCUAGCGGCCGGCCUGCGUGAGAACGACAUCCUCCAGGUCCUCAAGAUUGGUUGCAACCCGUUUGACGGAGACAAUGCCAUGCUGCUGCUGGAAGCCAUUCAAGAAAAUGACUCGAGCGCCUUGCGACACCUGGACAUACCGCACGUGUUUGUGAAAGAAGAGUUCGUGAAACUGGCUCGCAAGCUUCAGGAGCAAAGAGGUUUCACUGUUCAGUACGAAGGAGUGUUGCCUUCUCUGCCCAAACGAAAGUACACUGUAGAAGAAAUGGUUCGAUUCCGCACCGAUCCAGUGGGACACUUGAGACGAGCUCUGCAGCAGUGUUCCAUGUCGCCCUCUGAGGUCUUUCACCUAAACGGACCUUCCAAAAUCACCAAGAAGGAAUUCACAGACACUGUCAGACUGGCACAGCUGGACUUGUCAUCAGAACAGAUCAACAUCCUGUAUUCCAAAGUGCAGAUGAACGGUCUUAUUGAUGUUGAAAACCUACUGGAUUGCCUAGAAAAUCCCCAAGAUCAUUCCGUCGGUGAGGCUUGAACGACAGCUCCUCUUUCUUGAUGCUAUUCGCUGAUUUGGUUGCCGGUCGGCGCAGGUGAAUGCAAAAAAAACUUACGAGGCUACGAUAGUGUACCCAGGCGCCACCUUGUGGUGCCGCACAACAUCACCAUCAAGACGCUGACAACAUCUGCAACCGUUAAGGCCAGACAAGCGUUCAGCCUCCAAAAUCCAUUGAACUGGAAAAUUGUUGGCAAUGGAGUCAGGACCUAGCUCCACUAAGUCUGACUACAGUUUCAGUGUCCCGAACCAUGGGACCUCAGUGACCUUUGCACACGACUUCGCCAAAGUGGGUCAAGUGUUCAACGACAUUCACCUGGUGAAGGAGGACUUCAAAGACUUGACUGCGACGUGCACAAUGUACCGUCUGUGAUCUGAUCCUGAUGGCAAACUGACUUGGUGCAUCCUUAUCUGUUCUUGAUGUGCAGGUUGACGCAGAUUUGUGCUCUACUUUCUCCAUGUGUCGUCUUUUCUUUACUUAUGCUUGGCUUAUGAUGAGACCUGACCACCCGACUAAGCUGAGACCCGUUCACGUUCAUCCCCUGAGGUUUAUACGGAUGGUUUAUUUCCCCUAACACUACUUUCAGCUCUGCCUCCCGAGAAAACUCAAGCUUCAUAGUGGAUUCAAGUUUAUUCAUGCUGCGUACCAGUUACUAACACUGAGGUUUGAUGGCCCAUACUUUUCUCCUUUUUUUUUUUUUUGCCCCAUUUAUGUUUGUAUGGAGACCUCGGUGCGGUAUAAGGAUACAGGUUCCAACGCACAUCUUUUUUCGUGCAAAUUUCUCAUCACGUGACUACAACUGGCCGAGCGUUUUCGAGCUUUAAGGGGAGCUCAUCGCUGUUUUCUCAAGCGACAACAACGACGUGAAUUGGGUGUAGGAGAGCUCUUGAUAAUGUUUAGUCAUCAGAGAUGACUUUCACUGACAUUAAAAAUAUUUUGUACUCGUUUCUAUUGCGUU
Pomacea canaliculata is the source of this 2378-nucleotide messenger RNA. Its product is annotated as leucine-rich repeat-containing protein 74B-like. The record is from RefSeq and is a predicted model, not a curated record. Gene Ontology annotation, molecular function: protein binding. The coding region runs from base 1 to 1401 and encodes 466 amino acids. The transcript is spliced from 10 exons. Lineage: Eukaryota; Metazoa; Mollusca; Gastropoda; Architaenioglossa; Ampullariidae.